Molecule: messenger RNA, 2385 nt
Organism: Stylonychia lemnae
Lineage: Eukaryota; Ciliophora; Spirotrichea; Sporadotrichida; Oxytrichidae
Source: the annotation of a GenBank genome assembly
AUGCUUGAUAAGCAAUAAGGACAAAAUAGCAGAAGAGCAUCUCUAAAUGCUGCUUAAACCUCUGUAACUGACGAAAAAGAUCACAGAAACUUCAAUUUGAGAGAUCAGAUGGAAAAAUAUCAGAUAUAAAAAUUCAGAGAUAACAAAAGAACUCUGGUAUAAAAUAAUCAAACAAUCAUAGAGCAGCAACUCCUUAGAAAGGAAUUAAAGCCUGAGUAUUCAUUCACUCCUAGUAAUUAUUGCAGUUAACAUAAUUUAGUACCUGAAAUUGAAAGUUCCUCUUAAGUAAAAACUAAUGAAAAAAGGCUUAAAGGGAUCUAAGUUUUCGAGACUCCCAUAAAAUAAAUCAAUCCUGCUCUAAGAAAGAGCGAAGCUAUCCCUAAAAGUGCAUAAGUAAUGAAUACUUAGACGAAUCUGAAAACUAUAAAUGCAAUAAGUAAAUUAAGAAAGAAUUAAAACAAGCUAUAUUUGGAUUCUCAGUCUACAUAAAAUGGUGAGAGAUCUCCAGAUCUCGUAAAAUUAAGAAUAAGCAAUUGUAACACUUUUAAAGCAAAGGAAAAUGAAAGAUAUUCUUAGGUAAGCAUUAGUAAAAAGUCUAAUGAACAUAAUCCUUAUCUGAUUCCUAAUCAAAGCAGUGUAAGCUUGAGACCAUCAACAAUGCAAUAACAUAAUAGAAGAUCUUCACUUAAUUUAAACUAAAAUCUAAAGACCACCAAGAAUUCUAACUAAAUUCACUCAUAAUCUUCGAGUAAGAGUACAAAUAAGAUCUCAUUUCAUAAGAGCUAAUAGUCUACACAGGACUCAAAGAGAAGAAAUAGUAUGAUUUAAGUUUAUGAUGAUGCCAAAGUAGAAAAUGAGAUUAGGGAAUAAGAUUAAUCCCAGAAAAAUGGCUAAAAAGUUAUUUCAAAGAAAUGUUUUGAAAGUUUCCUUAAAGAGUAAAGAGAUUUUCUCGAGAGAUAAAAAAUUGGAAGGGAAUUUGUGUAAAAAUAACAGAUAGAGGAUUAAAUAAGACCUCAAAUAGCUGAUAGAAGAUCACCACUAAGAAAAUCUAAGGAUUAAAGUGGCAGUCCGACUAGAGUAUAAAUUCAUUAACGACUGUUUGUUGAGGCUUAAGAAAAGAUCAUUAUUAAAAGGGAAUCUGCCAGCAAGUCAGGUUAAAGACCAUAAAGUGCCAGAAAAUUCAGGUCAAUGAAAGAUUAGAAAUCUCACCUUCUCAAAAUUACUAAGCCUUUGCAAUAGACUUUGGGAGAGAGAUUGGAGAGUGAAAGAAAAAAGACUGAAGAGAUGUCCCCACCAAAAAUAGAUGAAAAUACUGAUGAGCUUAUCUUUAGGAAAAUCCAAUAUUAAGCCAAAGACUAUUUUAAGAUAGAGUAAUUUACAGAUCAGGAUCACAAUUAUGACGCGUCUAUGUGGCAAUUUAGAGACUUUAUGAUGCAUAUGAACUUCUUGCGAUAGGACUUUCAAGUAAUUCAAGAAUAGGCAGUAAUUUAGGAAAUUUGGAAUUAAAGAUUUAAGUGCAAUAGUAAUACUGAUUACACUGAUAUAAGGAACAUCUUGAUUGUUAUUGGAGGUUUAUUAUAACUUAAAACCAAGAAAAUUAUAAGAAGUCAGAUUCAAUUUAAUAAGAAAGAAGUCAGCCAAAAAAUAUUUGACUACAAUUCUGAAAAACUCAUUCACUUCGAAGAUUUUAAUGCAGUUAAAAAUUUCCACAAGAAAUAUAAGCUUCUUUAUGAUAGACACAUGAUUCAGAGGAAUAUAAAGAACAUCUAAUCAAAGAGCUUUGAAUUCAAACCUUAACUUAAUCAAAGAACAAACAAAAUUGCCUUGUAAACUAGCAGACCUUCAAGUAAGAAUAUUUAUCAAAGAUUGUCCUCUACUGAAAGAAAUAAAGCUAAAUCUCCUGACACUUAGAAGAAAAAUUCCGAUAUUGCUGAUAUUUAUGAAGGGGCAUUCGAAAAGAUAAUAAGACAAUACAAAAAACCUUCAGAGAAGAAGACUUAAAAAGAAGUAUAAGAGAGAAAGUAUAUUUUGACUUCUCCAUAAAAGCAUGAAAAACAUAAGAAGGAAUCCGCAGGAAACAAGCAAGAGAAUAUAAAUGCCGAUUCAGAACUCAUUAUGUACUAUCAACCAAAUUUAUUAUCAAACUAAACCAUAGACUCGCACUAGAGUAAAGAAUCUGAAUUUGAUAUAUAUUUGAAGUAAACAACAAAUAAUACUCCACCAAAUGCAGAAAAUUAAUUAAAAGAAGAUCCGAUCAUGUAUAUUGAUGUUAACCUUGGGGAAAAAGGGUUGAGUCCUUAAAAGAUUUCAAGUUUAACCAAAUUUAUUGUUGACAAAGUAAAUUUUCACAGGUAGAUGUAUCCUUAAUCUAAAAGACGUCUCUGA